This is a messenger RNA of Topomyia yanbarensis, 693 nucleotides long. Its product is annotated as retinin-like. NCBI's taxonomy places the organism in Eukaryota, Metazoa, Arthropoda, Insecta, Diptera, Culicidae. The transcript is spliced from 2 exons. The coding region runs from base 55 to 423 and encodes 122 amino acids. The record is from RefSeq and is a predicted model, not a curated record.
CGUUCUUCAACACAGACCUCCUGCACAAAUUCAACAAUCAACCUUCUUUUCAAAAUGUUCAAAUUGGUGGUGUUGUCGACAUUGAUUGCCCUAGCAGCUGCCCGUCCCGGAUACAGUUAUGCCCCACUGGCCUACCACGCACCGACUCUAAUUGCCAAGCCAGAGAUUUACUACGAAAAGAGCAUCAUCGAGGAACCGGCGGUCGCACAUGUCGGCACCGUUGUGAAACACAUCCCGACAGCCGUUUCCCACCAGAGCUCGACCGUUGUGCAUAGUUCGGCCAAGUAUGCCGAACCGAUCUACGCGCCAACUGUGAAGCAUACCGUCGUUUCGACUCCGGUUAUCAAGACCGCUUACCAUGCAUACCCGUCCUACAGCUAUGCCUUUGCUCCGGCGUUACAUUAUGGACAUGGACACUACUGAAACUGACCGGCGAGGAAGCGCUCAGAACCAGGAUGAAUGCGGACCAACGGGAUGUUACGUGAUAUGUAAAUUAUUUGUAUUCCAAGAUGCCAUCGGCGGCUAGCUGCCGGCCGUUGCCGAAUAUGGUGUAUGCUGAAUGUUCAAAACGUUUGCGGUGUUCCUGACUGACCGACGACGGGCAGAUCAAGCUUCUUUUGUUCACUUUGAUUGUUGGUGAAAGAUGAGAAGAUUGAUUGGAAAGCUGCGAAUAAAAGUGAGCCAAAAAGUUGA